Molecule: messenger RNA, 2057 nt
Organism: Eubalaena glacialis (North Atlantic right whale)
Lineage: Eukaryota; Metazoa; Chordata; Mammalia; Artiodactyla; Balaenidae
Product: KIAA1328 ortholog
Exons: 10
Coding region: 224-1975 (583 amino acids)
Source: RefSeq, a predicted model, not a curated record
UGGGAGUAGCAGUUCCGCGUAGCGCUCGUUCCCGCGGCCCCGGCGGGGGCUCCACGCCACGCCGCCGGGACACAGCGACUCCACCGCCCGGACCCUCCCGCCCCGCCGGGGCCGGCUGCGCAAGCGGGGGCGGGCCUCUGCGCAGUGCGGCCAAUCGGGACCGGGCCUGGAGGCCGGGGUUGGACGGCCCCGGCGGGACGCCGCGAGUGGCGGUUGUUUCAAGAUGGCGGAGGUGGCGGGUCACUCCCGCCCCGGCGCGGCGGCGUUCUGGAGCCGCGACUUUUCUGAUGAAGAACAAUCAGUAGUGUAUGUUCCAGGAAUUUCUACAGAAGGAAAUAUCAGAUCAAGACACAAGAUGGUGAAUCCAAAAGCUGAUGUUAAACUUAAGACUUCCAGGGUGACUGCUACUUCAGUCUCCAUGGAGUCUUUAAAAGGUGCAGGAGAUUCAGUAGAUGAACAGAAUUUCUGCAGGGGAGGAAUAAAGAGUGCAUCAUUGAAGGAUUUAUGUCUUGAAGACAAAAGACGCAUUGCAAACUUAAUUAAAGAACUGGCCAGAGUAAGUGAGGAAAAGGAAGUAACAGAAGAAAGACUCAAAGCUGAGCAGGAAUCAUUUGAGAAGAAGAUCAGGCAGUUGGAAGAACAGAAUGAACUGAUCAUAAAAGAAAGGGAAGCUCUUCAGCUACAGUAUAAAGAAUGCCAAGAACUUCUAAGCCUCUAUCAGAAAUAUCUAUCAGAACAGCAGGAGAAGCUCACUGUGUCUCUCUCAGAACUUGGUGCUGCUAAAAUUCAGGAACAACAGGUAUCCAAUAGGAAAAGCGCUCUCUGGUCUUCAUCUGUGGAACUGGAUGGUUCCUACUUGAGUGUAGCCAUACCACAGACCCACACUCAAACCAAGCAAAGGCCUAAGUCUGCAAAUCAAGACUCAGCUUCAGAAUCCCUUGCGGAAUUUAGGAAUAAUUCUUUGAAACCAGCAGCCCUUCAUUAUCCCAAAGAGGAUGUGGACAAGGUGCCAUCAGAGACCAGAACAUGUAAUUAUGGAUCCCCAGGGAAAAAACUAAUAGAUGCAGUCCUUACAGAGAAAGUUCCACCAGAGGAACUGAAGAUGAAGGAAUGCCAACACCUUAAGGCUACUCCAUCUAGUCAGUGCUGUGGUCAUAGACUUUCUGAAAAUGCGGAUCAUGUUCGUGAGAGCCAUCCGACAAACAUGGUCCCUCAGUAUUCCAAGACACGUCUGGAAUCAUGCAGGUAUUGUGGGCUUUCCUGGGCAUCUCUGAUGCGUGGCCAAGGGGCACUGCAGCCUAGUGAAACUGAUGUCAAAAAGCAGCUCUCAGAAGAUAGAAGGCAGCAACUCAUGCUUCAGAAAAUGGAGCUGGAAAUUGAAAAGGAACGCCUUCAGCAUCUACUGGCCCAGCAGGAGACGAAACUACUCCUAAAACAGCAGCAGCUGCAGCAGUCGCGACUGGACUAUAACUGUUUAUUGAAGUCAAAAUGUAAUGGCUGGACGCUUGGAACAUCAUCAUCCAGCAAAAAGUACCAAGACUCCACUAACAAUGGAGAGAAUAGAAGGGAGAAGAAGACAGUUGGGUUUCAGUCACAUAUGGAAGAUGAUGCCCUGUGGACAGGUCAAAAGAAAGAUGCAUAUCAACCCCAAAGAGGGACAAUGGCAGAAGUUAGAAAAGAUGCGUCCACAUCUCCUAUGACAACAGGAAGCCAAAAGGAGCUUGUAAUCACAACCACAGCAUCAUUGCAACAUGACACCCCCCGGUAUGAGACAUCUCUGUUGGAUUUGGUUCAAUCUCUGAGUCCCAAGACUGCUUCCAAACCGCGGCCCCAUCGCUCCAGAGAAGCUGGGUCAUGGCAUCACAGUACUUGCCUACUCAGUCCUCUAAAAUCAACCUGGAACAAGACCAGGGCAGGCAGGACCCCUGAAGACCUGGAGGAAGAUCAGAUUCUGGAAGAUAUCUUUUUCAUUUGACACUGAAGCACAUGCUGCGAAAUUUCCGUCAGAAAUGAGUGGGUGUUUUUAUAUACUGAUCCAGGAUUUUAAAUUAUUUGAC